AUGAAAGUAAAGCUCAAGAAAUGCGUGAGAAGCCUAGUCAAAAAUCAUGGUCGACCUUCUCCAGAAACACUUAACACCUAUGAAGAAGUCUUUAACAACAAAGUCACACACCUAAAGUUAGAUAACAGCAUCGACAUAGAUAUGAAGUGGACUACAAUAAAGGACAUUAUUCUCGACACACGAAAAGACAUCCAACAGCAAAACUAUUGUAGUUCAAGAAAGGCGUGGAUAUCAGAAGAAACGUGGAAGGCGAUUAAUGAAAGAAAAGACCUCCUAACCAGAAGAGACUCUGAGAAAGCUCAGUAUAACACCAUAUCAGCGCGGGUUCAAUGCUUAUGCCGUAGAGACUACAACCAAUAUCUGAACUCGAUAUGUGAAGAUAUUGAGGACCAUGCUAGGACUCUGCACACCAAAGACCUGUUUCUACGAGUGAAAAGCAUCACACGAGAGUUUAGACCCAAAACUUGGGCGAUCCAAGAUAGUAAGGGUACACUACUGACGGAGAUUGACCAGAGAAAAUCUUCUCAACUCUCACAAAAUCAACAGUAUCUGACAGCGACUGAUAAUGUUGAAAAUAUUGAUUUCUUGCUACGUUUUGCGCAUAGAAACGCGCCGCAGCGCGCGCAGUUGUCAAAA
This is a messenger RNA of Brenthis ino (lesser marbled fritillary), 636 nucleotides long. Lineage: Eukaryota; Metazoa; Arthropoda; Insecta; Lepidoptera; Nymphalidae. The record is from the annotation of a GenBank genome assembly.